CCUUCCAUCUCCUUCCCUUCUACCCUGCCCGUCGCUUAUGCCACCACUUGUUUGUUCUUGCCAACUCCCUCGCUUUCUGGCAUCCGUUGGAGCGAUUUCUGGCUGCUCAGGCUGUUCAGGUUCUGCUUGACGCCAUGGCGCGCCUCCCACCAUAAAGAGCGGCGUCGUGCCUGCCGUCUUUUGUCGUCUUCUCUCGCCUCAGUACACGCUCACGACCCCUCUUCUGCCGCUGCGACGAGCGACCAUCUCGCAGCCAUGUCCCAGCCGGUGCUCGCGGCUUAUCGCCCUCAACAAACAAAGGCAACCGUUGACUUUUUGAAGCGGUUUACCGACCAAGAAACACAACGUCGGAUCGCGAACCAGCCGAAGCCGUUCUCGGCUGAGGAGCACGCCGACCUACGCAAGCAGCUCAAGAAUGUCAACUUCAUCAAGCCGAGAUAUGCAGACGAAACCGAGAUCAAUAUCGCGGUGGUAUGCAGGAAAUGGAAACGUUACUGUCAAGAGCAGAACCUCGGUGAAUGGCAAGCGGCCUUGGAAAACGUAUCUCGCGAGACAGUGAUGAGUUUCUUUCUCCGGGUCAGCGAGUGGUCGAUAGGGAAAAUCAAAUCUUGGGGUACGACGCAGGUAUAUAUCCGGCAGUUUCAGCAGCUAUACACCACCGUCGCCGGUCGCUACAUGGACAGGAACGAUGCCAAAGAGCUGUACAAGGUAUCUACCAAUUGCGGCAGCCGACAGUUCCACAAUGAUGCUGACAUGGGCUGGGCUAGUUCCACAACACGGUCCUGAUCCCCCGCUUCGGAUACCGGGC
Messenger RNA from Colletotrichum godetiae, 808 nucleotides. RefSeq lists its product as uncharacterized. The annotation marks the transcript as partial. The record is from RefSeq and is a predicted model, not a curated record. Lineage: Eukaryota; Fungi; Ascomycota; Sordariomycetes; Glomerellales; Glomerellaceae. The transcript is spliced from 2 exons.